CUGAUUGAUGCUGCCGUUUCUACCACAUCCCCCGUUGAACCGUCGGCUCCGUCGCACGGCUGUCACGGUUGCUUUAGAGGACCUGUACGGAAAGACUCGUCGGUAAAUUCAGUCCACACACACGAGCCUCUCCGUGGCGUGCAGAGGCUCGCGACCAGCUGUGAGCCAGCGACCGCUGCCUCCCGGUUGAACGGCGGCAGGAGGAUGGCACUGCGUUGGACGGUCUCUGUGUGUUUGUCCUCGGUGGUCUAUUAAGGUUUUAAUUAGCUGAUAACGUACGUUUGACAUUUAGGACGCAGUUGGUUGCGGGAGCGACGACAGACGCACAGCGCUGAUUAUGGAAAAGGAGUCCAGGUUUGAAGACCUCUGAUCAUAUUGGCUCCACGGCCAGCCAGGCGGCCAAUCAGGUGACAGCCAGGCUCACUGAGGAGGGAGACCAACAGUGAGGCUGGAAGACCCCCUUACCGCACCCACACUGCUUCAUCCAUCCCCCUCCAUCGUCACCACCAUGUCUAUACCCAGUGGCAGCCCAGAAAGAGAGGGUUCUAGUGGGUCUCUCCCUCAGCUUGAGUGCCCUUCUUCCCCUCCCGGGAUGGAUGCAGACCCCUCGUCAACGGGCAGCCCAGUGCUCAGCCCAGACUCAUCUUCCCAUGAUGCAGUGAUGUCAGCACCUGCGGCCUCCCCGGCAGACUCCGAGAACUUGAGUCCUGAUGAACUGGAGCUGCUGGCCAAGCUGGAGGAGCAGAACAGGUUGCUGGAGGCUGACUCUAAGUCCAUGCGCUCGAUGAGCGGUUCACGGCGUAACAGCGGCUCCUCACUGGUGUCCAGCUCUUCAGCCUCCUCCAACCUGUCUCACCUGGAGGAGGAUACCUGGAUCCUGUGGGGCCGCAUCGUCAACGAGUGGGAGGAGUGGAGACGCAAGAAGGACAAACUCCUUAAGGAGUUGAUCAGAAAGGGCAUCCCUCAUCAUUUCCGGGCCAUCGUCUGGCAGCUGCUGGGCAACGCCACGGACAUGCCGGUGAAGAACCAGUACUCUGAGCUACUGAAGAUGUCGUCCCCCUGUGAGAAGCUCAUCCGCAGAGACAUCGCCCGUACCUACCCCGAGCACGAGUUCUUCAAAGGCCAGGACAGCCUGGGGCAGGAAGUGCUCUUCAAUGUCAUGAAGGCGUACUCCCUGGUGGAUCGAGAGGUGGGCUACUGCCAAGGCAGCGCAUUCAUUGUUGGUCUGCUGCUUAUGCAGAUGCCAGAGGAGGAGGCGUUUUGUGUUUUUGUGCGACUGAUGCAGGAGUACCGCCUGAGGGAGCUGUUCAAACCCAGCAUGGCCGAGCUGGGCCUCUGCAUCUACCAGUUUGAGUAUCUGCUGCAGGAGCAACUUCCAGAACUCAACGUCCAUUUCCGAUCCCAGAGUUUCCACACAUCCAUGUAUGCUUCAUCCUGGUUCCUCACUCUUUUCCUCACCUUUCUCCCUCUGCCUGUUGCCACGCGCAUCUUCGAUAUUUUCAUGUAUGAGGGCCUAGAGAUUAUCUUCCGUGUGGGUCUGGCCAUCCUGCAGUACAACCAGACUGACCUCAUUCAGCUGGACAUGGAGGGCAUGUCGCAGCAUUUCCAGAAGGUGAUCCCCCACCAGUUUGACAGCUGCCCAGACAAGCUGAUCCUCAGGGCCUACCAAGUUAAAUACAACCCCAAGAGGAUGAAGAAGCUUGAGAAAGAAUAUACCACAAUCAAGAACAAAGAAAUGGAGGAACAAAUUGAGAUCAAGAGGUUACGCACAGAAAACAGGCUGCUGAAGCAGAGGAUUGAGACACUGGAGAAGGAGAGUGCUGCUCUGGCAGACAGACUGAUACAGGGUCAGGUGACGAGGGCGCAGGAAGCAGAGGAGAACUAUGUGAUCAAGCGGGAGCUGGCAGUGGUGAGGCAGCAGUGCAACACGGCCAACGAGAGCCUCGAGAAAGCACAAGACACCAUCAGAGAGCUGCAGCAACAGAAGUACACAGAGCAGUUUGUGAGCAAUCUGCAGACCCAGCUGGAGCAGUCCAGACUGCGCGAGGCCGAACUGCUGGGAGCGCUGAAGGAAAUGCAAGACAAGGUCCUCGACCUGGAGAAGAGGAGCAGCUGCCUGCCUGAUGAGAACAACAUGGUGGCUCUGAAGGAGGAGGUGAAGCAGAUGAAGCUGAGGGAGCUGGAAACGCUUCGCUCAUUCAGAGAGAUGCAGGACACCGUCACUGAGCUCAACCAACGCUGGCAGCAUCACAUGUCCCGUGGCAGCAGCACGGGUGGCGGGGGCGGCCACUGGAAGGAAUCCCCCAAGAAGAACGCCAUGAACGAGCUGCAGGACAAACUGAUGACGGUCAGACUGAGGGAGGCCCAGGCUCAGGCUGAGCUCAGAGAGGUCAAACUUAAAGCCCUGCAGCUGGAGAGCCAGAACCAGAUCCACAGCAAGCUGAUCGGUCGCAACGAGCAGGAACGCUCCGCCCUGCAGGACAGGCUCCAGAUGCUGGCCAAUCAGAAUAAAGCUCUCCAGGCCCAACUCAAUGAAAUGAAAAGGAAGCAGGCAGAGUCCGACUGCAAGAGUAAAGAGGAGGUGAUGGCUGUGCGACUGAGGGAAGCAGACAGUAUGGCUGCUGUGGCUGAACUCAGGCAGAAGAUAGCUGAACUCGAGAUCCAGAAGGAGGCAGGGCUGAUCCAGGGCCAGCUGAACCACUCAGACUCCAGACAGUACAUCAACCAACUCCGGGACCAGAUUGCUGAGCUCAAGAAUGAGGUCAGGCAGUUGCGUGGACAGAAGACAGCCCCAAGGGUCAGCGGUGGAGGAAGUACCAACUACCAGGAUCUCUGUCUAGCCAGCCCUGCCUCCGCAGAGGGGGACUACCUGAGCUCAGACGAGGACCUCCUCCCCAGCCCGCUGCCUGCCAGCGCCCUUUACCCCACUCUGUCCGGCCCGUGUCACACGUCUGCCCGGCUCGACAGCGAAGGCAGCACAGACAGCGAGGCAGAGGAGCGGGUGCGGACACAUCCGGACCCACAGCAGCUGUACGGCAGCAUGGUGUGCACCGAGGCGCUGGAUAACUGAGACCUGGAGCAGGUGUGAAGGUUUCAUUGGAUUUGUUUGACCUAAAAAGAUGCUGGAGCUCUACAGGACAGGACUACUACUGUAAACUGGGACUGUAUUAUCCAAUCCAGUCCUCCUCCUUGGCUUUUCCAGUGUUUACCUUUAACUUGAUGCAGACAUAGUGGCAUUGAUUGGACCUCUUCUGAUCAUCACUAGCCAUCGUGUUCGCUCCUCUUACUGUCUCUGCCACCUUGUUCCCCAUACUGUCCGAUCCUGUGUUCCCUGACGAAGAGGUCAUGUAAAGCCUCUCUCCCUCUUGUUCCCAUGUGUAACUGCGCCAGAAACUGUCCCGUCAAAAUACAUAUCCAUCCGAACACAAACAUGACACACAAACAAACAAAAUGGACUGAAACUGGACCAGUAAGAGUGUUGUUGCUGCUCGCUGCUCGAGAUCGACCACUGGACCUGAAUCUGUGACUGUGGACAAGGAGGGAAACGUGGGUAGACAGACCAUCUCUUUCCUCUCCCUAUAAACUGAGUAAUAGACACUUGACACACUGUAUGCUCUGUCUACCCUUAUAUAACUUCCUGAUUGGUUCAGAGUUAAAUACAUCUUUAUCCUCUCUUCUCCUUAUCCUCUCAAUAGGAAGACACACAAACACAAAAAAAAACGUCUAUCAACCAUCCGUUUUCCUCUCAGUAGACCAAGUGUUAAUAUAAAAGGUGGUGAGUAUGAGAAGGAGAGGCGCAGUGGAGGAAUAUGUACACAUCAAACUGUAGGGAUAUCACAAGAUGGCAUUCAUUAAUGAAUCAUGAACACUUUAACAUACUAAAUAUGUGUGUUGUCUGUGUCUGUGGCUUGCAGAUAACAAGAAGGCAAGAGUUAAUACAAUAGCUCAUGUCAAAACAUAUUCACCAUAACCCACAAAAAAAAGGAAGGAAGAAACUCGAUGUUGCCAAAUCUUUUGUUUUGUUUUUUAAAAUUAUUUAUAUGUUGUAAUUUAUUUUGAUAUUUUUUUUAUUUUUUUAUAUAUCUAUAUGAAACUAUAGGACUGUAGAGAUACCGACAGAGGCCAAACUUUCUACACCGUCCUUUGUGCCAACUAGUCGUCUGUUGCAGGUUCACUGUGACACUGAGUGUUUCAGAGACGGAAAAUGUGCUGCUAUGAUUUUAGAUUUACUUCUUCCAUUUUGUUCUUUCUGUUAUUUUUUUUUUUUUUUUAAAUCUCAGAGAGUUGAAGAUGCAACCUCCUAUUAACUCUGCCAUAGAUUAGGUGAAAAAAAACUGAGCAGUUUAACUUGAUUCCUCCCUGGAGCUUCUCAGCAUUUCACAAUGAUGGGAACACUUUAGUUUUCUUCAGAAACCAAGCAUUAUUAUUGUGUAUGUGUGAGUUAAAUGAAUAGUUUGACAUUUUAGGUUAUAUAUUUAUUGACUUUCUUGCUGAGGGUUACAUGAGAAGAUCAACAUGACUAAUGUUACAGCCAGGAGAUAGUUAUCUUAGCAGUGCGGUUACGUGCUAGAUUAUUUCUUGGCUGGGCAUAGUGGCUUCCUGCACACACUCAAAACAAAGUCUAGCACGUAACUCUGCAUUAAACCCCAAUUUGUUUUUACACUUCAGUUUUUAUACUCUUUUAAACUGUGGCCACAAGUGAUGUAAUGGUAAAAGUGAACUGAGUCAGUAAUGUCAAUUAUAAAUACCAAUACAAUGCCAUAUCUACCUUUGCUAACAUUAUAAGCUACUGGCCUUACUAUGAGUUAGGUUGCAGCAGCUCCUAAAGCCACUGAGAGUGUUGAAUUAAACAAGGGUUUGUUUUAUUGCUGUUUUAUUAAUUGGUGAAAUUUAGAGGUGGAUUUUGUUACCUUCGGACAGAGCUAGGCUAGCUGCUUCCCUUUGUUUCCAGUCUUUAUGCUAAGCUAACCAGUCCAUCUCCUGGCUAUAGCUUUAUAUUUAACAGGCAGACAUGAGAGCGGUUUCUGUCCCCUCAUUUAAGCAAGUAAGUGUAUUUCCCAAAAAUGUCAAACUAUUCCUUUAAUUAUCAGUGUCCAUUACAAGCAAGCAGAAAUCCAGGUAACAGUGCUGAUCUGGAGUCACCAGUUCACGUGCUCAUAUCACUAUCUGACAGCUGAAACUGCAGCAUGUGGGCCAUUGAAAGUGGACUGAGUAGUUCACAAUGUAAGAAUGUCAACGAAAAGGCUGUCAUCAUUACCAGAGAGUGUGUGGGUGGAAAAUAUUUUACAUAUCAAACAACAAUAUAUUCUGUGUAGAAAAAAAAACGGUGUAAAAUGUAUGGAGAAAUAUGAAAUAUACAGUGUGAGAGGAACAAAAAUAUAUAGAUAAGAUUUAAAGCUGUAUCACUGUCAGUCAAGUCUCACUGAAGAUGGUGAGAAGUCUGAGUGUGUAUAGUUUAUCAAACAGGGUGUCAAAUGAAGAGCAGUGAUCUGCUUUUUGCACUACAGAGAAAGAGAAACUCUCUGCUCGCGACAUUAGCAGUGAGAGAUGGUGUGGAUUAAUGGAUUCAUAUUACAUUGAGCUCUUCAAAGAGAGCUUGACAUUAUCUGAGUACCUCGAUCCAAGAUUAUCCAUCCGCACUAUUGUGCUGAUUAUUCUUCAGACUCAUUUUGGAGGAUUGUCUCUAAAGAUCCACUUUCUGCUUCACAGUGCUACCUAACUUUUUCGUGCAAUACAAAUGAAGGAAUGGGAAAGGAGAUAAUUAUUGCCAUCUUCUCAGAAAUAAGGAAAUUGGAUGUUCCAGUUAUGGCCAUCAAAGAGCUAAAGAGGAUGUCAGUUAGCCCACCAAACUGUUGCAAAUAACAGCUUUUCAGUGGUCAUUGGUGGGUGUAACAACUGAAAUCAGUGUUUGGAUAUCGUCAGAGCAAAUGAGUGUAAACCAAAUGGUUUCAGUUGAGUUCCCUCUAUUUCUUUAUAUAUACAGAAUUUAGACUGGCAUCGGCUCUUCAAGUUAUAAUCCUUAAGAUCAGACCUCACUGUUGAUAAUAUUUCUGGUUGGAAAUAGUUUACAUUUACAUUCUGUAAUUACCUCUCUAUAAAGUAGUCUUCAUUGUUUCUGGUGGGGUCCAGUUUUGCCUUGUGGGAUUUAAAGGACUUACAGGACUCAAGAUAGAUGCAUGUACUGGACAUGAUGUGGAAGACAGAAGUUGGUGCAUGUAUGCUUUUUGUAAUGCACAAGGCAAAAAUGGAUGAGUUCAGUUCAGUUCGGCAAAAAAACGUUGUUGACUGUCUUCUUUAAGGUGCCAGUAUACUCAGUCAGAAUUGCCAGACGGAUGGUUGAAUAGCUUUUGGAAACCCCCUCCGACCACACCGUCCUAACGUCGGAUUGGGGGGACAAUCUGACAUUCGCAGCCCCCUCGUGCCCCGAGUGGCCUGCUGAGGUGAGGUGAGAAAAUAAGAUGGGUUGGAAAUUAAUUCUCGGCACAACAAUUUCUGACACUUUUGAUGUGUACAUAAUUUAAAAAAAUAUCGUGUCUCCCCCUCAUUAUGAAGUCUGGUCGUUCUGAACAGCUCGAAACACUCAUGCCCUCCAACAUGGUUGAAAAACACAUUGUACGUACUACUUUUUGAGCAUAACCUAUUCUUCUGCGAUAAAUCCUCUCAGCCCAUGAUUUGUUUGGCUCUGCUGCAAACAUAUGGACAUGUUGCAAACAUGUUACACAACCACUAAGAGCAUGUUUCAAACUGAUCUCUGGGAGUUGUAUUAAUAAAACGCAUUUACCACCACUAGCCACAGGUGUUUAACAGCUACUGAAAUCAUAAGGAUUUUAAAAUGCAAAGACGAAUUGUAGGAAUCUUUUCAUUCAGGACUGAGUUUCCAAAUUGAUCCCUAAUCUGGACCUAGAUCAGUACUUCGUGUCCUUCAUCGGUACAUUGCUGUUCAGUGAUGGUGCUGUUCACACCACUGUCUAAAUACAACUCUAUCUACUGUGACAAAACAUUUUGAUAUGUUUGUAAAUUACUUUUGAAUAUGGUACUAGCUCUCAUCCUUAAUAUUAUUUUUAUAAUUACCAUCAGUACUUUGUUUUAUCCUGCUAACAGCAUUACAUUAGAUGAUAAUGAUAUUGUGCCAUAAAAGUAGGUAGAUUUACACACUAUGCUAAAUUAUGUCAUGUAUGUUUAACGAGGGUUUCAUCGACACGUCAGCUACUACAGCCCUUCAUGAAACAGCCAUGUAAGAUAAAGUGAAUUUUGUGUGGAUUCAAAUGUGAUCACACUGUGUUGCUCCAGAUUUAUCAUCUUGAAACUGGAACAUCCACACAUUUUCCCUGAUUUACAGUUGGAAAUAAGACAAUACAGUGCAAAACAGUGUGUCACACGUGAGGUUUUUCCUCACAGACGGUAAGAAAAAAACAGACAGUGUUCAUCCUGGUUAGUCUGGUGUAGGAUUUCUCAAAUUUAUGUGCUGUAUGUGACGGCUGUUUGAUAUCCACAGCAUCAUUCCCAGGAACCCUGUCCACCCUCUCUCUUUCUGUCUUGCAAUUCAACUGAUGUUGUUAUCAAAUAUAUUAAAUGACAGUAAAGAUUAUAUAAAUUCCAGUAUGAUGGGGAAAAAAUACAUUUCAGUGUUCUGUAUCCUAUGAAUGAUACAAAAUAAACUUUGA
Molecule: messenger RNA, 7664 nt
Organism: Morone saxatilis (striped sea-bass)
Lineage: Eukaryota; Metazoa; Chordata; Actinopteri; Moronidae
Product: EVI5-like protein
Exons: 20
Coding region: 509-3070 (853 amino acids)
Source: RefSeq, a predicted model, not a curated record